GCAGCGCCGCGCCGGAGGAGCUGCCGCGGCGGAACAGUUGCGUCUCCAUCUGGCCACCAACCCACCCAAGCUUUCUUCGCCUUCACCACCACCUUCCUUCCCCAGCCCCCAACCCCCCUUCGCCCUCUCCUUUCCGUCUUCCCUCUCCACCCCCGCCCCUAGUCUCCUCCUCUUUUUCUCACUACAAGCGGCCGCUGAUGCUGAAGCCGAGCGUCACUUCGGCUCCCACGGCAGACAUGGCGACAUUGACAGUGGUCCAGCCGCUCACUCUGGACAGAGAUGUUGCCAGAGCAAUUGAGUUAUUGGAAAAACUACAGGAAUCUGGAGAAGUACCUGUGCACAAACUACAGUCCCUCAAAAAAGUCCUUCAGAGUGAGUUUUGUACGGCUAUUCGAGAGGUGUAUCAGUACAUGCAUGAAACGAUAAGUGUUAAUGGCUGCCCUGAGUUCCGUGCAAGAGCCACUGCAAAGGCAACAGUCGCAGCUUUUGCAGCUAGCGAAGGCCACUCCCACCCUCGGGUAGUCGAACUGCCAAAGACUGAUGAAGGCCUUGGCUUUAACGUGAUGGGAGGAAAGGAGCAAAACUCCCCAAUUUAUAUCUCCCGCAUCAUUCCCGGAGGGGUGGCGGAAAGACACGGAGGCCUCAAAAGAGGAGACCAGCUGCUCUCGGUGAACGGAGUGAGUGUGGAAGGAGAGCAUCACGAGAAAGCUGUGGAACUGCUCAAAGCUGCUAAGGACAGUGUCAAGCUGGUGGUCCGAUACACCCCAAAGGUCCUGGAAGAAAUGGAGGCUCGUUUUGAAAAGCUACGGACAGCCCGGCGUCGGCAGCAGCAGCAACUGCUCAUUCAGCAGCAACAGCAAACACAGCAAAACCAUAUGUCAUAGGCCUUUGAAGAAAAGCUACUUGAUCAAACACCUGACAGUCACAAAUCUGAAACCGUGCUUCAGAACCCCAGCACAUAGUGAAGGCAAAAGGCAACACUGAUAAUUAUACCUGUCAAGAAGCUGUGAACACAUGGUGUAUAAAAUCUUUACCAAGGCAACUCGACACUUUCUUUCUCUGGGCUUGAACCCCCGCUGCUCACGUGCUCAGUACACACGUAGACCUUCUAUUCACUGCAGUGGGAAUUCUCAGUGUAGAGAGAGACAAGGAGGUUUUCCAGUCUGCAGACUGAAAGAGUACAAGCAGAAUAAAGUCUGUGACUUUUUACCAAAU
Molecule: messenger RNA, 1215 nt
Organism: Ochotona curzoniae (black-lipped pika)
Lineage: Eukaryota; Metazoa; Chordata; Mammalia; Lagomorpha; Ochotonidae
Gene: LIN7A
Product: lin-7 homolog A, crumbs cell polarity complex component
Exons: 6
Coding region: 198-884 (228 amino acids)
Biological process (GO): neurotransmitter secretion; protein localization to basolateral plasma membrane; maintenance of epithelial cell apical/basal polarity
Cellular component (GO): synapse; cell-cell junction; MPP7-DLG1-LIN7 complex
Molecular function (GO): L27 domain binding
Source: RefSeq, a predicted model, not a curated record